Molecule: messenger RNA, 543 nt
Organism: Trichobilharzia regenti
Lineage: Eukaryota; Metazoa; Platyhelminthes; Trematoda; Strigeidida; Schistosomatidae
Source: the annotation of a GenBank genome assembly
AUGGCUGUUAGAAAUGCUUUCCAUAACGCUCAUGAUAAUGGUGAUAACACUGACGAUAAUGAAAAAUCACUGAAAGAAUUCGACAACUGGCUGUCAAACCCUUCAUCUGCCUAUUCCACAAUUCAUCCUAGAAGAAAUUUCUUGAAAUUUGCUACAAAUUUAAAAUCAGGCCAACGUGGUCUAAUUGCUUGUUGUAAUAUCAAUGCUAAUCAGUGUAUUUACUCUAUCCCACUGAAGGAUCUACGUUAUAUUCUCACUCCAUUAAGAUGCACUUUUCUUCUGAAUACAUGUCAAUGUUUUCUUACGAAAGAGUUUAAACACGACUACAAAAUCCAGUUAAAUUCAUUUGAUAUUCUUGUCACAUUUAUCUAUCAUUGUAAGUAUUCAAGUAGUGCGCAAAGAGAUUGUUUUAUACAGAAUAUUUGGUCACCGUAUAUCAAUGUUCUACCAAAUCGUCAUCCUAAUCCUGUAUCAUAUAUUCUAUCGUCUACUGAUUAUAAUAACAGUGGUAUAUCCACUGAGACUUGCACAGCAAACUCUUAG